This is a messenger RNA of Mizuhopecten yessoensis (Yesso scallop), 1644 nucleotides long. RefSeq names its product testis-expressed protein 9-like. NCBI's taxonomy places the organism in Eukaryota, Metazoa, Mollusca, Bivalvia, Pectinida, Pectinidae. The transcript is spliced from 12 exons. The record is from RefSeq and is a predicted model, not a curated record. The coding region runs from base 62 to 1312 and encodes 416 amino acids.
GAUCGCAACCACUUCUCUGUCGGUUCAUAUUUUCCCCAGGAGAAGAUUCAUCACAACAUUUAUGGCCGAUUCAGGGCGACAUAGCGCCUCAAAGCCUGGGCGGAGGUCAGGCAGUGGUGUGAAGAACACCAAUUUGACGUCUGGGAGAAACAGCUCUAGUAUACAGAGUAAGGAGGAAGAGUACAAGAGGCUAAAUGCUGAGUUAGAGGCAAAAACUGCGAACCUUGUCAGAGAAGCGGAGGAAGUAUUGAAAGAUCAGGAUGCAGUGUUUUCCCAGUCCAGUCUGCUAGACAACAUCAACACAGACGAGUUCCUUGAUGACUAUGAUGAAGAAAUAGACGACAGAUCAUCACUAACGCCGCAGUCCAGAUCAGGCUCCAAAUUGACCAAUCAGAAUCGUUCGUCAAGUUCAACAAGUCAGAAUAGACCAAUUUCAGCCAAUCAGAGCAGACCAAAUUCAGGCCUACAAAGUAGACCGAACUCUAAAACAAAGAAGACUGGUUCAGCAAGAUCACGGGGUCGCAGUGCUAAGUCCAAUGUGUCUGACAAUGUGGCAGUCCCUGAGGAAGCGUUUAUCACCGAGUGUAAGGAAUUCUCCAAACAGACAAUACUCGAUACCAUUACAAACAUAGAAGAACGCCUCGACACGGAUGAUGAUGAGGAGGAGGAGGAUGACAUCAUUCCACAAGCUGCAGCCGAUAUGGGCUCAGAGGCGACUAUCCGCUUCCUGAAGGCCAAGUUACGAGUGAUGCAAGAGGAACUAGACCGACUGGCACAGGACUGUAAUAAAAAGGAUGAAGAAAAUAACAGUGUCAAUAGCCGGAUCAAGGAACUGGAGGAUGAGCGUGGGAGACUUCACCGGACAAACGCCUCACAGCAGACACAGAUAGACAAGUACAAGAGGAUGGCGGAGGACGCAAGGACAAAAUCUGAAAGUUCGGAAACUCAGCUUGUGGCUCUCAGAAAGGAACUUGAGCAGAUGAAAAGAAGUCAGAAGCAGCAAUCGUCGAGCCAGUCUGCAACAGAAGUCCGACUCAAUCGAGCGUUGGAGGAGAUAGAGAAACAGAAAGAGCAACUUUUACGGUCUAAAUCAUCCUCUAAGGAGUCUACAGAACAGGAGAAACACAAAGUAGAUCAGCUGUUGUCAGUCAAUAAGCGACUGGAGAAACAGAAAAAUGAACUCAUGGCCGGCUUUAAAAAACAACUCAAGCUUAUAGACAUUCUCAAACGACAAAAGAUGCAUAUAGAAGCCGCGAAAAUGCUGUCAUUUUCUGAAGAAGAGUUUGUUAAAGCUCUAGAAUGGGGAAGUUAGCCUUUCAGUGGAAUCGUCAAACAAUACAACUGAAUGUGGAGAGGACAUUCCAUUUGGACUUCAUUAUGAUACUUUGAUUAAAAUUUCCGAUGUUUUCAUUUAUACAAAAAUCUUAAUAUAAAUAUAAAGUUUUUUAUAUCUGAAAAAUACCUGCUGAAGAUUUCUUGAAAAUGGAAAUGGAAAUUUGUACACAUGAACUAUGCUACUGUAGUUGCAGGAUGAACAAGCGUUAAAACCAAGGAAUUUGGUGUAGCAUUUAAUAGUAAUAUGUAUAUAUGUAAUGUAUAUUUUUAUUGUAUUUAUAUGAAUGUGUCAUUUACUUAAUAAAAUGA